Molecule: messenger RNA, 261 nt
Organism: Zychaea mexicana
Lineage: Eukaryota; Fungi; Mucoromycota; Mucoromycetes; Mucorales; Lichtheimiaceae
Exons: 4
Coding region: 1-261 (86 amino acids)
Source: RefSeq, a predicted model, not a curated record
AUGACAGCCACACGAUCCGCUAGCAUUUACAAAGCAGGCGAACUUGUCGCUUAUAAGCCUUUGGAAGGCAUUGAAGCGCGGUCUCAGGGAACUAUCCAAGAAGUUUUGACAAAGCCAAAGCAGGGCAUUGGUGGAAAAGUGAUGGGAAGCGCGACGGCCGACCACCCAUGCUAUUAUAUCACCAACGAACGCACGGGAAAGACUACACUGAUUCGACAUGCAGCCGUUGUCGAGCGUGUGAACAACGACGACCAGGAGUAG